AUGGGUGUGCAGUCCAGCAUCCCGAGCCGCACUAAAGAGGUUUGCGUCGUAGGAGCUGGCGUGAGCGGUCUUCGAGCUGCCGGGCUGCUCGCUGCCGCAGGCUUUAAUGUGACGGUGCUUGAAGCCCGCGACCGUAUUGGGGGGCGGAUCCGCCAGAGCUCUGAAUUCGGCCUUCCAGUUGACCUUGGUGCUAGCUGGAUCCAUGGAACAGAGAGCAACCCCCUGGUGGGCCUUGCAGAGGAAGCGGGAGCCACCACCGUGGGUUGUGGUGCUGUCACUUCCAUAUGUGAUUCUAAUGGAAACUGGCUGGACCAAGACAUUGCAAAGACUUACUACGAGGAAGUAUGGGAGAUCCUGGAGAUGGCAAUUGAGAAGAGCAGACAGGAGUCUGCUUCCCUUCCUGAUGAUUCAAAAAUGAUAGAUUUCUUCCAUGAGGAAGUCCGGACAAGACGCCCGAAAGCUCAACAUCCAGAGACCUAUGAGGCAUUGAUGUUACAAAUCGUCGAGAUGUGGGGGGCUUUCAUGGGUGACGACUGCGCAAACCAAAGCCUUAGGAACUUGUGGCUGGAUGCUGGUUUAGAAGGGGACAACCUGUUUGUAGCUCCGACUUUUAAAGACAUUCUGCGCCGUCUUCACCUCCAAGUGACCAACAAGGCAACCCUACGGCUCGGCUGCGAGGUCACACGCAUAGCAAACGGCCAACAUGAUUUCGUUGAUAUCGAGGCAAGAGAUGGGUUCCGACGUUCCUUCAGUGAUGUAGUCGUUACAGUGCCAUUGGGAUGGUUGAAGCGUAACGAACAUAUCUUCUCGCCGCCCUUAUCUCCGACGAUAUCGAGCGCGAUCCACGGCCUGGGAUAUGGAAACCUCGAAAAGGUGUUCAUCAGGUUUCCUCGCGCAUUUUGGGAUGCCCGGUCAUCAGCAAUGGGUACUACUCACACAUCUGGAACUGGAUUCGAAGACACACAGAACCCACCAUUCCCCAUUGAAUCUCUCUUUCUUCGUCCGGAGUAUGCAGCUGAUACGAACCCCGCAAAAUGGCGAGUGGAAAUUAUUUCGCUCUCGGGCCUGCCGGGGCAAUUCUCACAGCCUGUUGUCAUGUUCUUCAUCUAUGGCCAGUGGGGCAGGCAUAUAACUGGCCUUGUCCGAGGCAUGAAGCAGGGCUCUAGUGAGUACUAUCGAAUUCUGGAUAACAACUUGCGGCCGUAUUAUUCUCGAUUGCCAAAUUAUGAUCCUGCCUCACCUGAUUGUAAACCGUCGGAGUAUUUGUCUACAGAUUGGCAAAACGACGAGUUCGCAGGAUACGGAUCAUUUGCAAACCUGCCAAGGGGAUCCGGAGACUGUGCGCAGCACUUCGAGGCACUCAGAAAGGGUAUGGGGGAAGAUCGGGGUGUCUGGUUUGCCGGCGAACACACAUCGCCUCCUGGCGGACUCGGCACUGUUACUGGUGCAUACUGGAGCGGAGAGGAGGUGGCCCAGAGGGUAGCUCGCCGCCACGGGGUUUCGAUAGACGUAUAA
Messenger RNA from Penicillium canariense, 1515 nucleotides. Its product is annotated as flavin monoamine oxidase family protein. The record is from RefSeq and is a predicted model, not a curated record. Gene Ontology annotation, molecular function: oxidoreductase activity. Bases 1 to 1515 code for a protein of 504 amino acids. The transcript has 2 exons. NCBI's taxonomy places the organism in Eukaryota, Fungi, Ascomycota, Eurotiomycetes, Eurotiales, Aspergillaceae.